Molecule: messenger RNA, 2166 nt
Organism: Athene cunicularia (burrowing owl)
Lineage: Eukaryota; Metazoa; Chordata; Aves; Strigiformes; Strigidae
Gene: SEMA4A
Product: semaphorin 4A
Exons: 7
Biological process (GO): negative chemotaxis; semaphorin-plexin signaling pathway; positive regulation of cell migration
Molecular function (GO): chemorepellent activity; semaphorin receptor binding
Source: RefSeq, a predicted model, not a curated record
CUGCAGAAAAAGUGGACGACGUUCCUGAAGGCGCAGCUGGUCUGUUCGCAACCCGGCCACUUCCCCUUCAACGUCAUCCAUCACGCUUUCGCCCUGCCCCGCCAGGGUGGUGGUGCCGACUUCUACGCCGUCUUCACCUCGCAGUGGCAGGUGGGCAGGGCAGGCAGCGCGGCCGUCUGUGCCUACAGCCAGGAGGCUCUGGAAAAGGUCUUCGAGGGCAAGUACAAGGAGCUGAACAAGGAGAGCUCCCGCUGGACGGUCUAUGGUGGCCCGGACAUGAGUCCCCGACCUGGCAGCUGCUCCAUGGGUCCCUCCUCUGACAAGGCCCUCACCUUCAUGAAGGACCAUUUCCUCAUGGACGGGAAGGUGUCACCCACCCAGGGGCGGCCGCUGCUGGUGAAGACGGACGUCACGUACACGCGCAUUGCGGUGGACGAGACUCAGGGCGUCUCGGGGGCCACCUACCGCGUCAUGUUCCUGGCCACGGCGGAGGGUUUCCUGCACAAAGCGGUGGAGCUGCCUGGGGGUCCCCACAUUGUGGAGAGCAUCCAGCUCCUCGGGACGCCGGAGCCGGUGAAGAACUUACUGCUGGCCCAGGGGAAGGGCAUCCUCUACGUGGGCUACUCCGGUGGCAUCCUCCAGGUCCCGUUGGCCAACUGCAGCCUGCACCGGAGCUGCGCCGAGUGCGUGCUGGCGCGGGACCCCUACUGCGCUUGGCACAGCCUUGAGGGCUCCUGCCAGCCCCUCCGGGCUGCCCCCACCCAGGACACGAGCACGUGGCUGCAGGACAUCGAGACGGGGAGCCCGGCCACCGUGUGCCACCGUGGGAGGAGCGCGGCCAUGCCCCGAGCCGGGGGGGCACAGGAGGAUCCUGCCAUAGAGAGGCUCAGCCCCCCACUUAACGCCAUGGUCCGCCUGCUGUGCCCCCGCCGCUCUGCCCUGGCCACCUACAGCUGGCAGAAGCCCGGGGGCCGGGGGGGCCGGGGGGACACGACGCUGCUGCCUGACCACACUCUGGUGGUCAUCAUGCAACGGGGGACUGCUGGCACCUACAAGUGCCAGGCCACCGAGAACGGCUACACCUGGACCGUGGCUCAUUACCAGCUACAGGACCCCAGUGGGGCAGCCCCCCAGCCAGACGGGCUGGCUGAGGAGGGGUUGGCCUGGGGGUCCUCAGACCCUGGCCCCCCCCGGUCUUACUGGCCCCAGUUUGUCACCGUCACCGUGCUGCUGGCCGUGACGCUGGCCGCUGCUGCCUGCCUGGCCCUUCUCGCCUACCACGACCAGCUCAAAGCCAGGAGCAAGGUGCGGGGGUGCAGCACACCCCACAGCCCCCCGUCCCAGCGCAGGGAGAAGGUACCCCUCAAUGGGGGAACCGCAGAGCCCUCAGCACCCGGAGUCCCCACUGAGGAGGAGGAGGAGGAGGACGAAGGCUCCCGCGCUUGCUGCCUCCAGCUUGACGGGGAUAUAGAUGCUGAUAACAACAGGCUCCGCAUCCCGGCGGGGGACACGGUGUGACAGCACCACCGGGUCGAGGAGACCGUGGGGAAGGAGUGGGCUGUGGGGGUGAUAUGAAUGUGAAGUUUUGUUUUGUUUUGUUUUUUUUAAUUUAAUAUGCGUGUUUUAACAUAAGGUAACAUUUUGGGGUAGCGGCGAGGGGCAGCGGGGUGGGAUGGGCCCCUGGGAGCAGUGGGGGAGGCAGCAAGGGGGUGGGAUGUGACAAGGAAGUGGGAUGUGGGGAAAGAGGGGGCGAGGGAAGGACAUGGGGACAGGGAAAGGACGUGGGCACAGAGGAGGGACAUGGCCAUGGGGCAAAGAUAUGGGGCCGAGGGCAGGAUGUAGCCAUGGGGCAAGGCUGUAGGGUGGGGACGGGUGGAGUUGGUGGAUGCUGACACGGGUGCCACCCCAGGAAAUACCCCUGGGAUCCAUAAAAGCUCCAAAAUGGGGAAAGCCAGUCCCACGGGCAUCCACCAGACCUCCCCACCCUGCUCCCCACUGCCCUGCGUGCUGGACGGGGGGGACACCGGUCACCCUGACCCGCAGACAGCCAUGGUGGUGGCCCCCCCAACCCCUUCUCACCAGCUGGCCCCUGCUGCUUUUUUGAUGAUGUUGAGCCUUCUUUUUUUAAGACAAACCAGCUGUAAAUUUUCCUGUUCUUUGUACAUU